Molecule: messenger RNA, 2022 nt
Organism: Durio zibethinus
Lineage: Eukaryota; Viridiplantae; Streptophyta; Magnoliopsida; Malvales; Malvaceae
Source: RefSeq, a predicted model, not a curated record
AUGGUUGGGUUGGUUCAGCUGCUGCUGAAAUCCAAUACUGCAAAUUCGUUGGUUGAGGACUAUGCAGCCUGCCUUGAGUUGCGAUUGCAAGAAUGUCAGGUUAUAGAGAACAGUGGUGAUGAUCCAGGGAUUCUAAUAAUGCAGCUUCUGAUAGCUAAUAUUAGUCGGCCUGCACCAAACAUUACACAUUUACUGCUUAAGUUUGAUCUUGAUACCUCUAUUGUGCGGACACUUUUACAGCCAAAAUUCCAUUACAGUUUUAAUUGCUACUCAUUGAAGGUUAUUCUUGAAAUCUUGGAGAACGCGUCAAAGCCUGAUGUAAAUACAUUGCUCCAUGAAUUUGGUUUUCAGCUUCUUUUCGAGUUGUGUUUGGAUUCAUUAACAUGUGGACCUACCAUGGAUCUUUUGCGUAACAAAAAGUAUCAUUUCUUUGUAACGCAUCUUGAUACUAUAGGUGUUGCUCCACUUCCUAAGCGAAAUAGCAACCAGGCACUUCGUAUCAGUUCUCUGCAUCAGAAAGCAUGGAUGUUGAAACUUUUAGCUAUUGAGUUACAUGCUGCUUAUGUGAGUAGUCCCGAUCAUAGAGAGGCUUGUCAGAGUAUCCUUGCUCACCUUUUUGGGCAGGAUGUUGUUAAAACUGGCACUGACAUUAUUUCUCAGUCCUUAAUUCUUCAAAAUAGCAAGGAACAUGCAGCAACCAGAACCAUCAGUAAGACCAAGGUGUUAGAGUUGCUUGAAGUCGUCCAAUUCAGAUCACCAGACACCACUAUGAAGCUUUCUCAAAUUAUUUCUAAUAUGAAAUAUGAUUUGCUGGCGGAGGACAUACUGGGAAAUCCAACCUCCGGAAAGGGUGGCAUCUAUUACUAUUCUAAACGUGGUGAUCGUCUGAUAGAUCUUGCUUCACUUCGUGAUAAACUUUGGCAGAAAUUCAACUCUGUUUAUCCUCAGUUGAGUAACUUUGCCAGUGAAGCUGAGCUGAAUGAGGUUAGAGAGACAAUUCAGCAGUUGUUGAGAUGGGGAUGGAGGUACAACAAAAACCUUGAGGAACAGGCUGCCCAACUUCAUAUGUUAACUGGCUGGUCACGUAUUAUUGAGGUUUCUGUAUCCAGAAGAAUCUCAUUGCUUGAAAAUCGAUCUGAAAUUUUAUAUCAGAUUCUUGAUGCCUCUCUUUGUGCUUCUGCUUCUCCAGAUUGCUCAUUGAAAAUGGCAUUUAUAUUGAGCCAGGUUUCUGUUACAUGCAUGGCAAAACUAAGAGAUGAUAGAUUCUUAUGCCCUGUUGGUUUUAAUUCAGAUAAUAUAACAUGUCUUGACAUUAUCAUGGUGAAACAAUUAUCAAAUGGUGCUUGCCACUCAAUGCUGUUCAAGCUUAUCAUGGCAAUUUUGAGAAAUCAAUCAUCAGAGGCCUUGAGAAGGCGUCAGUAUGCAUUACUUCUGAGCUAUUUCCAGUAUUGUCAGCAUAUGCUUGCCCUGAGUGUGCCGACAACAGUUCUUCAGCAGUUGCUGCUUGAUGAGCAAGAUGGCGAAGACUUAGAUCUCCAAAAGGUAAUAAAGGAUGCAGCUCAAGGAAGCGAACCUCGCAAGACAAUAUCACUUUAUGUUCUGGAUGUGGGUGGUGGCCAUUCGCUUGACUCAUUGCAACGGGCUUUUAAUCUUGAAGCUGAACUCGCAUUAUUUCUGAGAAUUAGUCACAGAUAUGGGAAAUCUGGGGCUCGGGUUUUAUUUUCCAUGGGUGCUUUGGAGCAUAUUGCUUCAUGCAGGGCAGUUAACUUGCAGGGAAGUUUGAGGAGGGUUGACAAAAAGCUAAUAAGAGAUGUGGCUGUGGACAUUGACAAACAGCAGAUGAUCGUAACUCCUGUGUUGAGAUUGGUGUUUUCUUUGACAUCAUUGGUUGAUACAUCUGAGUUUUUUGAGGUCCUUCUCUUAUUUUUGUCCUAUAAAGUCAAGUCACUUCCUGCUUGUAAUGAAAGGCAAAGAAAGAUAUUAACCCUUAAGUCAGGUUUAGCUACAGAAUUCAACAAAUGA